AUGGGUUCUUUUUCAACUGAAACACCUUCUCCAAUACUACCUUCAAACGACGACAACCCUUUUACACGCCUAGAAGAACUGUUAUCCAGUGACGAGGCCUUUCUUCUAGACUCGUUCGAUGUAAACCUUGACUCAAUAGAAGGUGUAGCAACUUUACGCGACUGGGGCGAAAACAUUGCUAAGACAGUUGUUAGUGGUAAGAUACAAUUGGCAAGAGAAAACCCACCUCCACCAAUCUUGCAAAGUCUCGUCACGCAACUUGGGCUUAAUCCACCAUCUAAAGACCUAAAUAAUGAGGAAGUUAGCAAGCUUACUGCGAGUAGUUCUACAGAAAGACAGGUUGAAGCGUUGAAAGCAAUGCUGCUCCUUGAUUCAAUAUACGACUCUGUCACUGAAAUCCCGUAUUUUCGUUCUGAAGAGACAUAUGAACCUUUCGCGCCACGUUCCGCACCAGUUGAAGCGAUUGUCACCUCGGUAGCUAUUCGUAGUCGACAAACCGCUGAUAAAAUCUUAGACGACAUCAUCACAGUUACGAGCACCACCACAACUACUUGUAAUACCGCCAAUGAAACAUAUUGCUACAAAUCGGAUCGUACGAUUUUUUAUAAUUCUUUGUCGGCUGGUUUAUCUUCCGCCGUAUUAAAUCACGUGUCAAAAAGUACAGGAAUUGACGCAAAGACUCAUGUAUUGGUUGAUGUGAUGAGCGCAUUGGCCAUCCAAGUACACAUGGUAAAGAGCAUUGCGUCCUUGGCUGGAUUAGAUACGAACGAUGAUGCAGUGCGAACAAUGGUUUAUCUAUGCGUAGCGUCAAAUAGCGCGAAAAGUUCGACUGCGCAAAUUGCACGCGAUUUAGCUACGAUCAUGAUGCGUCGAAUGGUUACAAGUAUACCAAACACUGCAUUAGCAGCUGUUAACAAACGAGUUGCAAUAAAGUUGAUUACAAAGAAAGGCACUAAAGGAGUGUUUAAGCUUGCCAGACUAGUGCCAUUAGUAGGCGAAUUAAUCACUUUUAUAUCGGAUGCAAUGUCAACUUAUGGAAUCGGCAAAGUGGCAAAAUAUGUCUUUUGUCCUAUGUCACCUUUACCCAAUGAAAAAUCACCACCGUCAUCUCAGAGCACACAAAAAGAUGAAUUAUAA
This is a messenger RNA of Ambispora leptoticha, 1137 nucleotides long. NCBI's taxonomy places the organism in Eukaryota, Fungi, Glomeromycota, Glomeromycetes, Archaeosporales, Ambisporaceae. The record is from the annotation of a GenBank genome assembly.